This is a messenger RNA of Grammomys surdaster, 1110 nucleotides long. RefSeq names its product mitochondrial ribosomal protein L39 (gene Mrpl39). Gene Ontology annotation, cellular component: mitochondrion. The coding region runs from base 43 to 1053 and encodes 336 amino acids. The transcript is spliced from 10 exons. Gene Ontology annotation, molecular function: RNA binding; nucleotide binding. NCBI's taxonomy places the organism in Eukaryota, Metazoa, Chordata, Mammalia, Rodentia, Muridae. The record is from RefSeq and is a predicted model, not a curated record.
GAAGGACCUAGGCGCCGAGCUCCUUUGGCUGCCUCGGAAGCCAUGGCUACUGCAAUGGGAAGGCUGAUGCUUUGGCGGCCCGGCCGGGGCGGCGGGGCCCGCUGGAGAUUCAUAGCGACAUCGCCAGCUGCCGAGCUGUCACCCACGGAGCUGAUAGAAAUGCGGAAUGAUCUGUUUAAUAAAGAGAAAAGUAGGCAGUUAUCGUUAACUCCCCGAACAGAGAAGAUUGAAGUUAAGCAUGUUGGGAAGACUGAUCCUGGCACCAUCUUCGUGAUGAAUAAAAACAUUUCAACUCCUUACAGUUGUGCUAUGCAUCUGAGUGAGUGGUACUGCAGUAAGUCCAUUCUGGCUCUUGUGGACGGACAACCAUGGGACAUGUAUAAACCUUUGACCAAGUCUUGUGAGAUUAAAUUUCUUACUUUCAAAGACCCUGACCCAACAGAAGUGAAUAAGGCUUAUUGGCGUUCUUGUGCCAUGAUGAUGGGCUGUGUAAUAGAAAGGGCAUUCAAAGAUGACUAUGUGGUCAGCUUGGUCAGAGCACCCGAAGUUCCUGUGAUAGCUGGGGCCUUCUGCUAUGAUGUCACUUUGGAUAAGAGACUGGAUGAGUGGAUGCCUACAAAAGAGAACCUACGUUCUUUCACAAAAGAUGCCCAUACUUUAAUAUAUAGGGACCUUCCCUUUGAAACUCUGGAAGUUGAUGCAAAAGUGGCAUUAGAAAUAUUUCAACAUAACAAGUACAAAGUGGACUUCAUAGAGGAGAAGGCAUCUCAGAAUCCUGAGAGAAUAGUCAAGUUACACAGAAUCGGCGACUUCAUUGACGUGAGUGAAGGCCCUCUUAUUCCCAGAACAAGUGUUUGUUUCCAGUAUGAAGUGUCAGCAGUCCACAAUCUUCAUCCCAGUGAGCCCAGCCUCAUUCGCCGAUUUCAGGGUCUGUCCUUACCCACGCACUUGAGAGCACAGUUUACAAUAUGGAACAAACUAUUGGAAAGAUCACGGAAAAUGGUAACUGAAGAUGAAAUCAGACAGACAGAGGACACCACAUCCACCCAGUAGUGCUCUGAAGUUUAAAUAUGUAUAGUAAAUUAAAAUAAAAGCUUUUAAUACAAUGUA